AUGAGGGAGACGAGUGCCGUGUUGGAAAAGCCACUCCGUGCCGUCUGUGAUGCUAGUGGGACUGACCCUGCUAAGACUUUAACCACUGUCCUUGCCAAGUUCGAUGCCCACUUUGCUCCAAGGAAGACAACGCUGAUUGACAGGUACAAAUUCCACAAGUGUCUGCAGCUGAGUGGAGAAACUUUGGAAGCAUUCAUAACAAGGCUCAGAGUUUUGGCAAAAGACUGUGAUUUCAAGAUUGAAAAGGACGACCUACUGCGAGACCAGCUGGUGUUUGGCUGCCGAGACGAUGCACUCCGGGAGAAGUUUUUCCGAGAAGAAGACCUAACCCUACAACAAGCAGAGAAGAUCGCCGCAGCACAUCAAGCAUCACAGAAGCAGAUGUCGAUCUACAAGGAUGGCGCGCAAGAGCCUGUUCACAGAGUCUCACACAAGCCAACCAACAAGCCCAAUCAAGUGAAACAAGCUGCAAAGCCUGAGACUUCACCUACACCCAAGCAACUGAAACCCUGCAAAUUCUGUGGCACCAAGCACCCGUUUGAAAAAUUUACGGUCCAGGAAAAUGUACUUGUGUGUGUGUGUGUGUGUGUGUGUGUGUGUGUGUGUGUGUGUGUGUGUGUGUGGCACGGUGCUGCCCCCUGGUUGUCUGGAGGGCACGGUGCUGCCCCCUGGUUGUCUGGAGGGCUUGGUGCUGCCCCCUGCUUGUCUGGAGGGCCCGGUGCUGCCUCUGCUUGUCUGGAUGGCACGGUGCUGCCCCCUGCUUGUCUGGAGGGCACGGUGCUGCCCCCUGGUUGUCUGGAGGGCACGGUGUUGCCCCCUGCUUGUCUGCAGGGCACGGUGCUGCCCCCUGGUUGUCUGGAGGGCACGGUGCUGCCCCCUGCUUGUCUGGAGGGCACGGUGCUGCCCCCUGCUUGUCUGGAGGGCACGGUGCUGCCCCCUGCUUGUCUGGAGGGCACGGUGCUGCCCCCUGCUUGUCUGGAGGGCACGGUGCUGCCCCCUGGUUGUCUGGAGGGCACGGUGCUGCCCCCUGCUUGUCUGGAGGGCACGGUGCUGCCCCCUGCUUGUCUGGAGGGCACGGUGCUGCCCCCUGGUUGUCUGGAGGGCACGGUGCUGCCCCCUGCUUGUCUGGAGGGCACGGUGCUGCCCCAUGCUUGUCUGGAGGGCACGGUGCUGCCCCCUGCUUGGCUGGAGGGCACUGUGCUGCCGCCUGGUUGCCCUCAUCCUGCAGUGCUUACCCCUGCGUGGCGUGCUGGCCUGGGUGCAGCAGCGGCCGUGGCCUCGUGCGUCGGGAGCAGGGUCUCACGCACGACCUCAGCCCUCUGUAAUUCCUGAGGGUGUGCCCAUGGGUGCUCGCCUCGGUGUGAGGUAAGCAUCAUCAUCGGAGUCUAAGUUUUCGGCCUCGUGGCUGGGUCGGUGCCCUGAGGGUGUGCCCGGGGGGCCUCGCCUCGGUGUGAGGUAAGCAUCAUCAUCGGAGUCUAAGUUUUCGGCCUUGUCGCUGGGUGGAUGCUCGGAGAUAUUCUCGUAGAUUGGAGGCUCGGAGACAUUCUCGUAGAUUGGAGGCCCGGGGAUCUCCUCGUAGAUUGGAGGCUCGGGGAUCUGCU
This is a messenger RNA of Eriocheir sinensis (Chinese mitten crab), 1601 nucleotides long. RefSeq lists its product as uncharacterized. The transcript is spliced from 4 exons. Bases 1 to 1332 code for a protein of 443 amino acids. The record is from RefSeq and is a predicted model, not a curated record. Lineage: Eukaryota; Metazoa; Arthropoda; Malacostraca; Decapoda; Varunidae.